ACAUAGACCCAAUAUAAAUUGAUUCGGGGUUCGAUCUACCACUUUAGUUACCGCUUCGAGGUUACUACCAGGAAAACUCUUCCAGAAAUGUUUCUUUCCUUAAUUAUAGCAGCUCUGAUCCUGAUCCUGGCCUGGGACUUUUUUCGCAAACUCCAACGGUCUGCCAUUCUUAAGAGGUCAAAUAUCACGGGACCACCUACAAUCCCGCUACUGGGCAAUGUUCUGCAGGCUUUAAAUUUGGGCCCUGAUAGUUACCUCCACGUUUUUGGCGACAAUUUCAAUAAAUAUGGCAAAACCUUUCGAGUCUGGAUACUGGACGAGUGCAUGAUUUACACCAAGGAUCUCAAGUACUUUGAGGCUAUUCUUAGCAGUAGCACCCUGUUGGAAAAGGCUGAGCUCUACCGAUUUGUGCGUGAGUUCCUUGGCGAUGGACUCCUUUUAAGCACGGGAAGCAAAUGGGCUUCUCGGAGAAAGGUUCUCAUCCCAGCAUUUCACUAUAAAUACCUCGAGAGCUUUGUGGAGAUAAUGGAUCGAAACAGUGGAAUUCUGGUGGAGAAACUGAGAAAGGUUGCUGACGAGAACGCACCCGUGGACCUCUCCAAAUAUGUUUACUUGGCAGCUCUUGAUGUGAUUACAGAGGCCGCCAUGGGGGUCCGAGUGAACGCCCAGAAUGACCCCAAAUGCGCCUACAGUAAGGCGGUCAAAAGUGUGGCCUCUAUCGAGUCGAACCGCAUGUCAAGUGUUACGCAGCGCUAUAACUGGCUUUUUCCGCUGGCGGCCCCUUUUGUUUAUCGGCGAUUGCAAAGAGAUUUACGUAUUAUGAAAGACUUUACAAACAAGGUCAUUCGCGAAAGGAGAGCGAUUCUAGAGCGGUCAAAGGCCGAUGGUAGCUACCAACCGCUGAGUCUGGAAGAUGAUGAUAUCGGUCGCAAAUCUAAGAUGACCCUACUGGACAUCCUGCUGCAAGCCACUAUUGAUAAUAAGCCCCUAACCGAUGUGGAUAUUCGCGAGGAGGUUGAAACUUUCAUACUGGCGGGAGAUGACACCACCACCAGUGUGGUGUCCCAUGCCUUACAGGUCAUUUCAAGGCAUCCAAAAGAGCAGGAGUGCAUAUACGAGGAGCUACUGGCUGUCCUGGGUCAAGAUCCCAACACUCCAGUGACCCAAUCCCAAUUACUAGAUCUGAAAUAUCUCGACUGCGUGAUCAAGGAGACAAUGCGUUUGCAUCCACCAGUUCCCAUACUCGGAAGAUACAUCCCCGAGGACUUGCAGGUUGGGGAUAAAACCAUUCCCGGCAAUACAAGCGUUGUAUUAAUACCGUACUAUGUCUAUCGAGAUCCGGAGUACUUUCCUGAACCUCUAACUUUUAAGCCGGAACGAUGGAUGAAUGGUAAAGAGGCUUCUCUUGCUAGCUUUGCCUACAUUCCAUUUAGUUCAGGACCCAAGAACUGCAUAGGAAAAAAGUUCGCCAACCUGGAAAUGAAAACGUUCAUUAGUAAGGUCAUACGACAUUUCGAACUACUUCCGCUUGGUGAGGAACUCAAGGCUACAUAUACAUUUGUAUUGAGUUCCUCGUCGGGAACUAAUGUGGGUCUAAGGCCAAGAAAAACGAUUAAAUAAAAAGGAUUUAUUUAUUUUAGAUUACUUAGUAGAUCUAGUAAAAAAUGGAAUUCUUAUCGAUUCACGGGCAUAAUAGCGUGAAAUUUAUAAUACAAAUAAUGAUCGGAUAUAUACAGGUUCUUUA
Molecule: messenger RNA, 1744 nt
Organism: Drosophila suzukii
Lineage: Eukaryota; Metazoa; Arthropoda; Insecta; Diptera; Drosophilidae
Product: probable cytochrome P450 4d21
Molecular function (GO): monooxygenase activity; iron ion binding; oxidoreductase activity, acting on paired donors, with incorporation or reduction of molecular oxygen
Source: RefSeq, a predicted model, not a curated record